Misgurnus anguillicaudatus (oriental weatherfish) is the source of this 2947-nucleotide messenger RNA. RefSeq names its product cilia and flagella associated protein 418 (gene cfap418). The record is from RefSeq and is a predicted model, not a curated record. NCBI's taxonomy places the organism in Eukaryota, Metazoa, Chordata, Actinopteri, Cypriniformes, Cobitidae. Gene Ontology annotation, cellular component: cytosol.
GAAGCCUCGUUUGCUAAAAUCGCGUGACUUGGGCCAGUUUGAAACAAGCUCCGAACCACUGAUUCGAAACAAAAGAUUCGUAAAUGUUUCGAAGCCUCAUGAAGCAGUGCUUCGAAAACGACCAUCACUAAAGUAUUCCUCACGUUUCUAUAGCGACAGACGUGGCGUUCUCGCCGGAUAAACAUGGCGGAUGAUUUGGACGAUUUGCUCGAUGAAGUCGAAUCAAAGUUUUGUUGCAGCACAUCGACAUCAAAACAAACAGCUUGUGAUUUAAAGCAAACGGACCGAAACUGUGGGACUCCUCAGGAAAAGAAACAGUCAAGAAAACAUGAAAGCAAAACAACUGAUGAUAUUGAUGCUGUGCUGCAGGAAUUACUGGAGGACGAUUUCAAGCAUGUAAACUCACAUGAACCCAUUACUGCAAAUUCUCCCACAAGUGAUCCAUGUUCCCAGACAGUGUUCAAAAAAUGUUGCCCUGUGUUUCUUGGUGGAAGCUCUGUACUGCAUGGUGUUGGAACCAGUGUUUCUCACAGGGCCUGCAACCAAUUAAGAUGUACAUCAUGUGACUUUCGCGUGGCCAUGUUUGAUGAUCACGAGUGGGAUUCAUCCUGCGACUAUUUGUUUUUCAGGAAUAACAUGCCAGACUAUCACAAAUUAAGAGCUAAACUGAAGAGAAGAAAGGGUGGUCGAGCGUACGCCUGUCAGUGUAGCUGGUACACAGCCCGCACACUCUUAAACCUGAACACUCAACAGCAGCUCAAGUGGAUUUGUGGUAAACAUAAAACAUGAACCAAAAACCUGUGACAUUUCUUUAUCUGAAAGUCUAAACUGAUAGAAGACAGAAGCGUUGUGUGUUGUCCUCAUCACAGCCGAGAAUGCUGGACAUUUUCAAAACUGUUUUUGUACAGUAUGACGGGUUUAUAAUGUUUUCUGUUGUGUCAGCUUCUGUUACUGUAGUAUGAGUAGUAAGAGUUUGGUUCCAAAACGCAAUAAAUCCAUUUUGACUAAUUUGGGCAAAAAUAUACCAAGAAAGUGACAAGAUGAAAACCACUAUUUUCUGUUACAAACAUUCAUAUAGCAUCUUUAGGUUAUAAUAACAUUAAAGAUUCAAAUCCAUAAUUUGAUUUUAAAAUAUUUAUUAUUAAAACGUUUUUUUUUAAAUGGUAUAAAUCUAUUGAAUCAGUAUAUAAAUGGGCAUUUAUCUUUGCCAUGUUAUAUUCAUUUAGUUGACUAGUGGUAUACACUGAUUAAAUAUUAAUGGCAUUAUGAAAACACUUACUUUGUCAUAUUAAGAACACUGUCAUUGCUGCUGUUAUACUUGUGACGUCGUUGCUGAACUUUUUUGUCAACGAUCAGCUGUAAAAUGUUUUGGUCCUGCUCGAUUCUCGUUGACUUUGAGUCAGUGCUUUAAGUGGGCCGGAACGCCCCGGUACUCAGUACCGCCACUUCUAAAAAUAGCUCUUGAGCGUACCACCACCUCUACGUGCGCCCAGAACGUGCUUUUAGCGUACCGGAACGCUCAUCUGUUUAAAAAGCAGAGGUUUCAUUUAAUCAUUUGGCUGCGCUGCCGCUUUUCAGAGCGCCCUUAAUGUACGCUUCCUAAUUCGUUCCACCGAGAGCAGAGACUACAUUACCCAUACACCCUUGCGUUUACAAGUUAAAAGCGCAUGGGUCCUUCAGUCAGUGUCAACGUGCUCUGGAGAGGUGUGUGUUUGUGUGUGAAACGCACAACCAUAGCUGCUCGGUUAAAAUGAAAAUACAAUGAACACUUAAUAUGGCCUCCUUGUUUUAGACUCUGAGUAGUAAAAGAACGCCGUCAGAAUCAGAGGACUCGCUGACAUCCCACCAAGCCAGAAUGAUAGCUGCAGGUCAGACGCAAGCCUUGUAGGUACGUGAUAAUCUCCGCUGUCGCGGCUUUCAGUUUGGUUCCCCUCGACGCAACUUCGGAUUUCCUCAGGCGAUGUGCAGAAAACAUUCUUGAAAUUGUAAUAUACAUUUAGUUUAAUUGCUAAACUAAAAGUAAACGAAAUUUCAAUUAAUUUGAACGACGUGCACAGUAGUUUUACCACCCGCAAAAUGGAAAACAAUGGGACAAAAUAAAUGACUUUAGAGUUUCAAAUGGCCAGUAUUUUGUUAUUCUUGACCCCAUAGACAUGGUCUUGGUGUCAUUUUAAAGUUUUUUUUCAAGCUUUUUCUAUCUGAACCACUAGUUUUAGCAUUUAACCAUGCUGAAAAUUUUACUCGCAUAUCUACCUUUUGCACAUUUUAUUUAUGUUCAAAAACUCUUUCUACAGUAGCUCUUUCUAAUGGUAUUUUUUCAAAAUCCUUUUGCACAUUUUAUUCAGUAGCUAUUUCUAGCUCAAGCAAAUCCACAAAUUUAUAAAAGGAUUAAUUAUUUUUUACAAGGUCGUCUGUUGACUGCUAAAUAUAAAACCCCUUCAAUAUAGGAGUCGAGUCAGCAAAAAAAAAAAAAAUAGAGUACCGGCACCUCUUUUGGGCCACUUAAAGCACUGAGUAAAAUAAUGGAAAGUUUUUAAUAAGAUCCGCUGGGGUCAAUGUGUAAGCAUGACAGAAGCUUGAUGCUGUCGUGUGAGAACAAGCAACAGCCGGCAUUUUGGCUUGGCUCGAGUGGCUUACGUUUCUUCCCCACCACCAAAAACCACCACAGGUUUAUCAAUGCCAUCAAAAAUAUUAUUUUGUUUGUUUGUUGAUCACAAAGUCUAAAGUAGAUGAGGAAAACUAGGAUUCUGUGUGUAUUCAAAAAAAAGUUUAAAUGGCAUUUAUCGCGUUUUGGAACCAAACUCCUCAUUUUGUUGUUGUUUUUUGUGUGUGUUAUAAUUGUGUGUGUUCAAAUUCUCACUGCAGAAUGACAUGUAACCCUAAACCAGAAACCACGAGGGUAAAUUUGGAACUUAUACAUCGUCUGAAUAAAUAAGCUUUCCAUUGA